Messenger RNA from Nicotiana tabacum (common tobacco), 1019 nucleotides. Its product is annotated as DNA repair RAD52-like protein 1, mitochondrial. NCBI's taxonomy places the organism in Eukaryota, Viridiplantae, Streptophyta, Magnoliopsida, Solanales, Solanaceae. Gene Ontology annotation, molecular function: DNA binding. The record is from RefSeq and is a predicted model, not a curated record. Gene Ontology annotation, biological process: double-strand break repair via homologous recombination.
AAUGGGGUUUUAGAGUGUUGUUCAGUGGGAGUACUGUGGUACACAGCAGAGCGAACUAAGGAAGCGGGAAAGCCAUGGCCUUUUCUUCAUUGCGUUCAACCUCUUCUUCUGUGUUGAACAGAGUCCGAUUUUGCCAGUGCUCUUUCUCUGCCAAGCCCUCGUCUUCUUCUUCCCAUCGGGCAGUCAAAGACAAAGACAAAGACAAAGAGAAAAUGAUGUCUGAUUCCGACAGGGAAACGCCGGAGUACGAUGUCCCAACUUCAGGAAUCAGCCGACCACUUUCUGAGAUACUCAAAGAGCUGAACAAGAAGGUCCCCGAUUCCCUCAUCAAGUUUCGCCACGAACCUAAUGGCUUCUCCCUCAAAUAUAUCCCCUGGCAUAUUGUGAAUAGGAUUCUGAAUUUACAUGCUCCAGAAUGGUCUGGCGAAGUUCGAAGCAUCAAUUACUCAUCUGAUGGCAAGUCAGUUUCAGUUGUUUACCGUGUAACACUAUAUGGGACUGAUGCAGAGAUAUAUCGGGAAUCAACUGGCACUGCUUCAGUAGAUGACCCAGGUUAUGGGGAUCCUGUGCAGAAGGCAGAGGGUAUGGCAUUUCGUCGAGCUUGUGCUCGAUUUGGGCUGGGACUUCAUCUUUAUCAUGAGGACAUGUCAUAGACUGGGAGAUCCAAGUUUCUUUUUGGCAUCAGCAAAGAUCCCAAGUUUCUUAGUGGUAAUAGAGAUUACCAAGGAGGCAACUGUAAUUAACUCUGCUUCUUGAUGCUCCAUCGUAUUGUUAAGAUUGCUGUAUUAUCUUGCUCCAAGCUGUCAAAUUUUACCCAUCAACUAAUGACAGUAGGUAUUAGUGUCUAUAUAUCUGACCUGUUAAGGUGGAGGUUUUGAUAUUUCCUGCCAAUGUUUUAGGCCUAAGAAGCUUUGUUUGUUACAAGUAGAGGGCUGUAGGAUCUUUUCUAGAUCUUCAUUUUGUAAAAGCCCAAUGAUGUUCUUUCAUUGUUCAUUUGGCCGUGGAUAGUUAGUAGCUUA